UUUGAUAACCCACGCCACAAGUCCAGUGAGCAGUAAGACCUUUGGCUCACCAGACCGAGGCAGAGCUCUUCUGGGCUGAGUACCCGGCGCUCAACAACUGCCCAGAGCUCGCUCUGGCUCAGUGCUUCGGGGUGGAAGUAUGGAGAUGCCUCAGGAGGAGAUGAGCCAAGCUAUGCAGAUACAGAUCCUGGGGGGAGGCAGCGAGUCCAGUAGUGGAGGGUACACGGGAUAUAUCUUUCCCUGGCCCGACAUUAGGAACGACAGCGACUUUGAGAGCUGGGAAGCCGAGGGCGGGGAGGGGGACGGCGACCCAGAAGCCGCCGAAUCGGACGAGUCCCCCGAGGGUGCCCAGGCUGGGGAGGCCAGUCGCCCCUCGCCGGGACGCCGCUCCCGCACCCGGCCCCGGUCCCGGCCCCGUCGCUCCCGCUCUAACCUCCCCACCUGUUCUCGCUCUCGAUCCCGGGAGCGCUAUGACCGCCGUGACGGCGGGGGCGGCCCCCCUGCAGCUGCUGCCAGCGCCGUCUUGGGCUGCUCCAGCAGCGAGCGCCAGCUCAGCCCGGGUCCCGGGACCAGCCAGAGCUCGACUCCGAGCCCAGUGCGGAGCCUGAGUCCGGCGCCCACGCCAAGCCCGUACCUGAGCCCGAGCUUCAGUCCGCCCCGGAGCCCGGCGCGGAGUUCCAGCUACCACUUCGGCGUGAGUCCGGGCGUGAGUCCGAGAGCUCCGCCAGCGCCGGGCUACGGAGGGCAGGGCUACGAGUUCGGUCCUGGCUACGGCACCUACCCGGGCUCGAGCUUGGGCUUCCUGCCGCCUGGCGGGUGGCUCUCUACCCUCCAGGGCCACUACUACUCCUACCCGAUCAGUGCUCCUCCGGCUCCCCAAGGCGGCUAUUACUACCCCGAACCUUGGAACCAGCAUCCCUGGGCCCGGACCUACGAAAGACCCAUGGAGGAGAAUCUUUGGCAGAAGAGAGCGAUGGAGAGGCAGAAGAUCGGAGAAUUCGGGGCGCCUGAAGUGUGGGGGUUCUCUCCCAAAACUCCGGAGCCAGACUCUGAUGCGAACACCCCAGAGGAAGAAGAGACAAAUGCUAAGAAAAUCCCUGUUCCUUCAGGAGAAGAAAGCAAGAAGAGAAAGAAGAAGAGAAGCCACUCCAAGGAUAGAGUCAAGAAAAAGAGGAAGAAGUCCAAAAGCAGCCACAAGAAGAGUUUAGACGGCGAUGGCCUUGACGGCCCCAGCAGCUGCAAUGAUGAUUUGAAGGAGAAGCGCAAAUCAAAGAAGUCCAAGAAGAGCAAGAAGAAGAAGAAGGAAAAGAAGAAGAAGCAUCACGAGAAGAAGUCAAAGAAGUGCAAGCAUGAGAAGACUCAUGAGAAAGAAGCGGAGAAAUCAAGCAACAAAGACUCUGACAAACUUCUAGAAAAUCCUCAGCUGAACAAACCAGCAGAGAACGGACAAAAAGAGAAAUCAGGUGGACUCGAAGCUCCGAAAAUAUAUUCCGUUCAAGAAGAUAAGCCUAUGAACUUCGGUCACGCUCUAUUGCCUGGUGAAGGAGCUGCCAUGGCUGAAUUUGUGAAGGCUGGAAAGCGGAUCCCUCGGAGAGGAGAAAUUGGCCUGACCAGUGACCAGAUUUCAGGUUUUGAAUGUUCAGGCUAUGUCAUGAGUGGGAGCAGGCACUGUCGAAUGGAAGCCGUGCGACUUCGCAAAGAAAACCAGAUCUACAGUGCUAAUGAGAAACGAGCCCUGACUUCAUUCAACCAGGAAGAGAGGCAGAAGAGAGAAAGCAAGAUUCUGGCCAGCUUCAGAGAUAUCAUCUAUAGAAAGGCAAAGGGGAAGAAUGGGAUUUAAGCAUUUUUCAUAGUUACAUAGCAGAAAUUUAAAUGACAAAUAUCUUUGUAUUACUUUUUCUAUUUUCUUAUGCACAUGAUUUGCAUUUGCAAAUGUGCCUUUCCUGGAGCUAGAGCCUUUGCACAAAUAUGCUGCUGAUUUGAUUUAGGUUUUUUGGGCCCCAGUCCUUUAGUUUCUUUGGGCCUCGGAUUCUCAGAUAUAAAGAGAUCUCAUAAAGAUUCCAGCUUUAAGUUCUGUUAAACUUGUUGUUUUUGUUUUAAAGCAGCUUUGAGUUCUUUUAAUUUUUAAAAGCAUAGGCUGUCUAGCGUACUAGUGUAAUGAACUUAUUUUUGCUCAAGUUGUUCCUAGAAAAUAGAGAUAGCAUCUAAAGAGAUAGUCUGCAACUGUGAGCCAUAGUAUAAUAGGGGAAGACAAAAUAAAUACGGUAGGAUCUUUAGACUACAAAUACUGAAAUCUUCCCCCUUUUUGUGAAGAUUGGAGCAUUAAAGAAAAAAAUUAUUAUUUGGGAAUGUUUGUAACGUAGCUGUAGUUUUAUGAGAAAAAAACAACUUGGAAACUUAAGAAUAAUCUGGUCUUUGAAUAGACUACAGAGAAGAGAGAUUCAAUAGACUGCUUUCAAAAAAAAGUACAUAAUGCCAUUUGAGGUCAGAAAGAAACAGAAAAUACUGGCUAUUUUCAUGUAUUACCACCACUCACUGUACUCUUCCUCCCUAGUUUUGCUUUCUUAUUGUACCAACGGGAGCUAGGGCAUUCAGUGAACAUAGCACCUCUACUUGCUAAUGUAUUGAGUUUGGCAUAUUUUGUUUCAAUAAAGUAAGUUUCAUGUUA
Monodelphis domestica (gray short-tailed opossum) is the source of this 2668-nucleotide messenger RNA. RefSeq names its product NFKB activating protein (gene NKAP). Gene Ontology annotation, molecular function: chromatin binding. The record is from RefSeq and is a predicted model, not a curated record. Gene Ontology annotation, cellular component: nucleus. Gene Ontology annotation, biological process: regulation of gene expression. Lineage: Eukaryota; Metazoa; Chordata; Mammalia; Didelphimorphia; Didelphidae.